This is a messenger RNA of Mya arenaria, 3299 nucleotides long. RefSeq lists its product as uncharacterized. Gene Ontology annotation, cellular component: cytosol; nucleus. NCBI's taxonomy places the organism in Eukaryota, Metazoa, Mollusca, Bivalvia, Myida, Myidae. Gene Ontology annotation, biological process: protein folding; chaperone-mediated protein complex assembly. Gene Ontology annotation, molecular function: Hsp90 protein binding; protein-folding chaperone binding. The record is from RefSeq and is a predicted model, not a curated record. Bases 41 to 1762 code for a protein of 573 amino acids. The transcript has 16 exons.
UGUCUCCAUCAUCAGAAACGUCCUCCUCCUCCUGGCGAUCAUGUACCUGUUCACCCCGAUGUCCUCCAAAACACGGGACAAACGUAGAGACAGCAAUUGUUCCGCUUGUUGCUCCAUCUUAAAAACCAAAAUGAUGAGCCAGGAGCUGUUGACUGAUGUGUUACCAGCCUGCAGGCCCUCCCAUAAGGUAGUGAUCUCAUCUGUCCACACCCCAGAUCAUCUAUAUAUACAGAGACAUGAGAAAUUGGAAGAGCUGGAAAGUCUUAUGGUCGAGAUAGGGGCGUAUGUUGAGAGACAGGAGGAGGAUGAUGUCCUACAGGAACCACAAGUUGGAAAAUACUGUCUAGCCCAGUAUGCCUCCUUCGAUGAGAGUUUAAGCACAACUCAGGAGUCAGUUGCAAAAGAAGGACUUGUGAGCUUGGUAAAGAUGGUGGGCAGGGUAACACAGCCGGAAAUCCACAAAACCAUCUUUGAGUGUCUACUGUGUUAUGUCAAAGCGGGUGACAGAAUGUGUGACAUCCUUUUGGAAGAGAACAUUGUUCAACUUUCAACUUCUUGCCUAGAAAUGAAUUCUUCUUCAAUUUACCAGCGCCAGGCUGCAGACUUUAUCACCCAGGCUGCUAAUAUCUCAGUCAGACUGCAGGAAGCCUUCAGAGGUCAGGACUCAACUGAUGUUCUAUUUGAACUACUGGAAUCUACCAUGUGUCAGCAGGUGCAGGGAGCUGUGUGCCAGGCGUUUGCUUCUCUGACCUCAGGAUCAGACGGACUGUUUAAGUACCUGAUGUACCCAGGACAUGGCCUUGUUCAAAAGAUCGUCUCGUUCCUGUCAAAGGCUACAGAUCACUCGGUUUCUGAAGGAGUUCUGUCUCUUAUUGCAGCUCUUAGUCAACAUGAUAGUGGUCAUGAUGAUUUCAAGAAAGAAUCAUUAAUGGAAGCCAUUGUUAAGAAUCUCCAGAAAACUGAUUGUCCUAAGUGUAUUGCGUUUUGUGUACAGCAAUGUGACCACUUUGCCUCAAACCGUCGGAAACACAAGACCUUCCUCAUAGAGCACCACAUGAUAACCAUUCUCAACAGAAUCUUAGACCUAGAGAUGCCUCCUGCAACAAAACAGCUUUGUAAAGACCUUAAGACUUCCCUUGACUUCAAGGUCCCUUCUGAGCCGAUCAGAGGGCUUCUCUUGAAACCAGGAAUGCAACAUAUGGGUCCCAUGUCAGACAGUUUGGUUGCUCCAGAGGUCCGCUGGAAUCAGAACUCCUUUGUUAUGCUGUUGGUGAUAAAGGUUUGUGAUGUCAACCCUGCAGCCCAUGAUCUUGUCACCUUCACUGAGGAUACGAUCUCAUUCAGGGCCCUAUCCAGGGGUGUCAACUACGGGUUCACCUACCGGCUGUAUGACCGAGUGUGUGUUGAAAAGUGUACGUGGCAUGUAAAACAACGGGAGGUCCUUGUGUCACUCAAGAAACAGGAAAAGGGCAUGUGGAGUCGACCUCUUCAUGACAAGAUCAAGCAUGGGAAUGUGGUGGCCGAUUGCGAGCAUAUUCUGGACAGUUCCGACUCAGAAGAGAAAGAUGAUCAGAGACCCUUCCUUCUUUCAAAGGGAAAGAAGAAAAAAGCCAUGUUCCGAGGGAUGAAGCAGUCAACGGUUCAGGUUCGCGAACCCGAGGAUACGGAAACGGACACAAGCGACAGCCUCGAAAACAUGGAUGACUUUGAUAACCGCACUGACUACGAUUUUAACAGCAUUGCCUACCAAAACCCAAUUUGAAAACAUGAACGACUUUGACAAGCACACUGACGUCACAACCUAGCUGAGACUGAAAGUGAUUGUGGAUCGAGAUUUGGUUGGAAAAACCAAUAGCCAAUUCGACAAAUUGCCAAACAGACAUUAUCACUAACUUCUUCGUGACAGAAAGUGAUUGUAAAGGUGGUUCGUAUUGAUUUACUCUAAUGCUCCAACCAUAGACGUUUUCAUAAAUGGGCCAUCGAUCUGAUUUAAGGUUAAAGCAGGGGACAUUAUUCCCGCCAAUGAAAUGUUAUAGUAUUUUUUAUAACCAUGCUCACAAUGGCAAUUGCCUCAUGCGUGGCUAGUUCCAUUGUAAAAAAGGUUGAGUUUUGCUCCUUGUCUAACUGUGUCAAACAGCUGGACACGUGUUUUCAUCCACCUUUGCAGUAGGAAGUGGGUAAUCGUGCUAUUCAUAAUUUCUUUGGUUGUAAAAGCAUUUAACCAUAGUUAAGACUUAUGCCUACUGCUUACAUCUUUUGUGCUCGUUUGAUUAUUUUCAUGGCUUUGAAGUAUUGAGUUUGCGUGCUUACAAAAUUGCCCUGACAUUAUAUUAUUGACCGUUCAGGAUUAUCAAAUGAAACCUGAACAAGUUUUGCCAGAAACAAUAACCACAUGUACAGCAAUGCCUAUAACUCUUUUCGCCUUGAAACAACGGAUGAGCCUUGCGUUCAACUGUGUUGCACUUUUGUUAACAUUAUAAAUUUUAAAAAAACUUUGGCUUUCAUCAGCAAUGAAUUGUAAUUUUGUACAAUGAUCUGUUAAAACACAGUACAGCUUUGAAAAUCAUGUCGGUGAUUGUUUUUGUGAUAACUAACAAAAAAUGUUCUUUUUUAGGCAGAUGUUUUAGCCAGGUUUAGGAAUAGGUAUUUGAAAACGUUUUUUUCUUUUUUCUCGUCUUUUGGAGUUUUUCUCUGGUCAAUGAUACACUGAAAUGUUUGUAUUAUAGUGUUUUUUUUUUUUUUCUCAACUGUACAUAUUGUAUUGGCCUGUGUCAGGUCACAAUCCUGAAGUGGGAUCCAAAAGGACAUAGUUGUUCUGAACAUUAAAUUGUUUCGACAUACUAUCUGAUCAAGACUGUAUAUAAAAAUAAUAUCCUUGGAAAAUCUCAUCGCUUUUCCUAUCGGCAAUCAUCCGUCCUAUUAAAGUCGCAAUUUGUUGGCAAGUGGCUGGUGACUGAGGACUCAAAAUAUUAAAGAUUUUUUUUGUACAAAUGGAUAAACAAUUGUAUUGAGAAGAAAAAUAGAUUAUUUUAUAUUGACAUUGCUUGAUACAAAAAAGCAAUAAAAUUGAUGGAACCACUGACUCUAAAAUCGAAACUGACACUUUUCGUUUACAAUGAUUUCAGGAUUUGUUCAUCAACAUCUUUGAAUUUGUUUCUUGUCAUUUUUCAUAAAAUCGUUACUGAUUUUCACAUUAAUUUCUUAACUUUGCAACAGAAUUGUUUUUACGUUUUUAUGUUAUUCAACACAAAAAGUGUAACAUUGUUUUUAAUUACUUGAAUAAAAAACAUAAAUAAUUA